GAUGGAAUUGAGAGAAAUGGUUGCAUUUGCAUUGGCUAUCAAGAAUUACUCCAGGAUGAGGCAGUCAAAAAUGGCCUUCCUGACCUGGGCAUCGAACUCCGUGACAUGCCUGAAAAAAUUAUCAGCUGCCUUGGUCUAGCUAUUCACCAGGUUUUGACUGAAGAUCUUGAAGGGCAAGCCGCUGUUCUCCAACACCAGUCCAACACAGAUGGAGAUAUUGAGGGCAGUGUUUUAAAACCGCCUUCAAUAAUUGUUAGCCUGCCAAUUAUUCAUGCAAGAAUAUUACAUUAUGAACCUGUUACUCAGCUUAAGAACAUAAAAGCUAGUUAUUGCGGUCGAUUUUCUGCUGUUAAGGGCACAGUUGUUCGAGUUGGUAAUAUUAAACCGAUAUGCACUCGAAUGGCAUUCCAGUGUAACCAUUGCGGAGAUGUCCAGGUUUUGACUUUGCCAGAUGGACGGUACACUUUGCCUACAAAGUGCUUGGUCACAGAAUGUAAGGGACGUUCCUUCACCCCAAAAAGGAGUUCACCUUUGACAGAGACGGUGGACUGGCAGAUGAUCAAAGUUCAAGAGAUGAUGACAGAUGACAGACGAGAAGCAGGCCGGAUACCGAGGACCAUUGAAUGUGAACUAGUUAAUGAUUUAGUGGACAGCUGUAUUCCUGGUGACAACGUAACAAUAAAUGGGGUGAUCAAAGUGUCAGAUGCUGUUGAACGGACUGGGAGGCACAGCAAAGACAAAUGUAUGUUUCUGUUGUACCUCCAUGCUAACAGUGUAACAAAUACCAAAAGUACUAAGAAGUCAUUAGCAGGUGUCACAGCAUCAAGCAGCUCCAGCUCAGACUUCACCAUCAAAGAGCUGUAUGCCAUCCAAGAGAUCCAAGCGCAGGAUGAUCUCUUCAAGCUAAUUGUUGGGUCAUUGUGUCCAGCCAUAUAUGGACAUGAAAUGGUGAAGGCAGGGCUUCUACUUGGCUUAUUUGGAGGAACACAAAAGUUUGUUAAUGACAAGAAUCGUAUCCCAGUGAGAGGCAAUUCACAUAUCCUUGUAGUCGGUGACCCUGGGCUCGGAAAAAGUCAGAUGCUGAAAGCAGUUGCAAAUGUAGCUCCACGAGGCGUGUACGUAUGUGGAAACACAACGUCCGCCACAGGCCUCACCGUCACCUUAUCAAAAGAAAGUGGUACAGGAGAUUAUGCUUUGGAGGCUGGCGCCCUUGUACUUGCUGACCAAGGCUGCUGUUGUAUUGAUGAGUUUGAUAAGAUGAGUAGUCAACAUCAGGCUCUUCUUGAAGCCAUGGAGCAACAAAGCAUUAGUUUGGCUAAAGCAGGAAUAGUAUGCAAUCUACCAGCUAGGGCUGCUAUUCUAGCAGCUGCAAACCCGGUCGGAGGUCACUAUAACAAAGCCAAAACAGUCUCGGAAAAUCUCAAGAUGGGUAGUGCUUUGUUGUCACGUUUUGACCUAGUUUUCAUCCUAGUGGACAAACCAGAUGAGCAAAUGGACAGUAUGUUGUCUGAACAUGUGAUGGCAAUGCAUGCUGGGAGAAAAAGGUUUUCUGAUGGGGAGUGGAAAACACAACAAAGAACUGUUAACAAUAACGACGAUGAAGCUAAGAGGUUGUAUGAAGCUGAGCGUCUCCUUUCGGAAAGACUUAAAUACAUGAGAGGGGAAACACUAGAUCCGAUUCCUGUGUUCUUACUUCGAAAGUAUAUUGCAUACGCAAGGAAAUAUGUGCAUCCAAAGCUGUCACAAGAUGCUGCCACCGUGCUCCAGAAUUUCUACCUUGAGUUACGAAAACAACAUAAUGGCAUUGAUAGCAUACCAAUAACAACCCGGCAGCUUGAGUCCUUGGUGAGGCUGGCUGAGGCUAGAGCCAGGCUUGAACUCCGGGAAAAGGUCACAGGUCAAGAUGCUGCCGAUGUUGUGGAAAUGAUGAAAUAUAGCAUGAUUGAUACAUUUUCUGAUGAAUUUGGAUUCAUGGAUUUUGCUCGAUCACAGCAUGGAUCAGGAAUGAGUACCAAGUCACAGGCAAAGAAGUUUAUUGCUGUGAUGAACAAACUUGCCGAACGCACCUGUAACAAUACAUUCACUGUCCAACAGAUGCGAACAUUAGCAAAGGAAACAAAUAUCAAUGUUCCUGACUUUGAGAACUUCAUAUCAUCACUCAACAAUCAGAAUUUUUUACUAAAGAAGGGACCACGUCUGUACCAACUCCAAACCAGCAAUUUUUAGAGUGGAGGAUGAAAUCGACAUCAAUCGUAAUGGAUACUGUUGCUAAGGCCCCGUAAAAUGACAUUAUAAAUGUAUGUAAACUUUGAAGUUUUUUUGGAAUAUUGGAUCCUUUUCCCAUUCCGAUAAAAGAGACGGACUGGUGAUGGAUAGUGAGGCAUGAAAGUACUGUAGUAUUUUUGUAUUUUCCUGUUUUGCCGCUGGUGUUUAUGCAAGAUAUAAAAGUAUAUAAAUAAAGUGAUGCAGGAAAAAGGCUAUUCUUUGUUGGUGGAAAAUGGUUCCGCAAGCAGCAUGUGAAACUACUGUAUAUAGAAACUGUCCAAUCGCUGAUUUUUUCCACCUUCCAUGUUACCAGAGUGUAGCAACAAUCCUUUUAUUAUUUAUUUCUCUGAUUAAAGAUAUGGAAUGCAAUAACAUGGAGGAAUACAAUAUCUCAAUCUCAACUGUUAUUCAGAUCAGUUGAUUGAUCAUAGACUAAUAUCAACCAGCCUGCCCUAGAUAGGUAGAGUAAUAAACUAGUAUUUUUUUUAUGGGCCCUAAAUUAAAUAAAAUCAAAUGCUGACAUUAAACUAUAGCUUUACCCUAUUCAUACUCUCAUACAAUCCUAAAAUUGAUGCCAAAUGCCAUUGUUCUUCUUCUGAUACCAUGUCAUUUGAAGUCUCUCCAUAAAGUGAUAUAUUGUAAUUACAUAAACAAAAACACAAUUAUAAAAUAUGUAAAAUUACCAGUAAUCAUUAAAUAUAAAUUUACGUACGCAUAGACACAAAAUUAAGUAAUUUGUAAUAUAUAAUAUAGCUUGUGUUAUUGAUCUCUGUUAUUACACAAUCUCAGCAGCAGUGAAGCUAAAAUAAGAUUGAUAGAAGCAUUUUAAAUACAAUUCAAUUAAAAUAUUAAAACUAUUUAAAAAUAUUAACAAAUUUAUACAAUUUAAAAAUACAAAGUUGCACUAUAUUUACAGUUGUACAUCACAGAAAUCCACACCUCAAAAUUUAAAAUACAAUCAUAAAUAUGAACAUUGAAAUAUAAAUAACAAAAAUGUACACCAAAAGCCCUUACAAUCCAAGCUCCAACCACAAUGUGACUACCCAAGCCAGUCCUCUCCAAUUCAAUUCCACUAUCCUGAGAAACGCCAUGACACAGUACUUAUACAACCUUUUUUAAAUCAUAAAUACAUUAGUUGAAUAAAUAUCGCUUGAUUUUUCACUCAUAAUGAAAGAGAAUAUGUAUUGAAUGACCUAAAGAGUGAAUAUACCAAUCCACAAGAAUAGUGUUGAAUAUUUCAUCGUAUCAACGACACAUCAGCAACUGUGACAGGAAUUAGGCAGGCCAGGUCUUAUAUACUGUGCUAAUAAGCUAACAGGUGUUGGAAAGUAUUG
Molecule: messenger RNA, 3599 nt
Organism: Anneissia japonica
Lineage: Eukaryota; Metazoa; Echinodermata; Crinoidea; Comatulida; Comatulidae
Product: DNA helicase MCM8-like
Biological process (GO): double-strand break repair via homologous recombination
Cellular component (GO): MCM complex; nucleus
Molecular function (GO): ATP hydrolysis activity; single-stranded DNA helicase activity; ATP binding
Source: RefSeq, a predicted model, not a curated record